Messenger RNA from Durusdinium trenchii, 2703 nucleotides. Lineage: Eukaryota; Dinophyceae; Suessiales; Symbiodiniaceae. The record is from the annotation of a GenBank genome assembly.
AUGCCUCCUCCGGCUGAUGCUUCACACAUCCCUGUUCCAGAAGAGGCCACGAGCAGUGUUGCGGGGACAACAUCCCUGCCGUGGUCUAGUAUCCCAAAGUUCAUUCCUGGAACGACCAACGUCCAGGAAUAUACUCAGAAGAUGAAAUUCAUCGCCAACAUUUGGCCAACUGAGCAUUUAGAAGCUCUUGCUCCACGUGCCGCCCUGAUGGUCGAAGGGGCGGCUUUCCACAAGGUCAUGAGGAUUCCUGCCGAGAAACUCAAGGUACACUUUGAAGACUUGUUGGCCCGCGGAACGACCUUGGAAGAGAUUCGAGCGUAUGUUCUCCUUCGGCAGUCGACAUUGUCUCCGGAGGAUCGCAAGAAGAUCGUGCUCGACCAGGGUGGACAGCUCAAGUACGCUGAGGUCACCAAGGCAUUUCGCCUUUUGGGCAGCCGAUUCUUUCAGGAUCUUCAAGGCUCCAAGGUCACAAAGACCAAAGUUUACGAUGCUCACCUGACCGAAUGUGACAGCGAACCGGCCUUUGCUGCCUCUCAAGAGUUGGAAUCCGGGGUAUCGCAUCCGGCGUCUUCGACGGAAGCACUCACAUUCUUGACUGCGUUGGACGAUCCAGAUCUUGAAGGAGAGUUUAUUGAAGCCAUGAUCGCCCAGAACGAUGAGGACGCCCAAGCAGUACAACAGUUCGAACAUGAACUGGAAGAGUUUCUGCAGGACGCCCCUACAAUGCAUGAAGCAUUGGUGACAUACAUGGAUGCGAGAUCACGACUUCAAGACAAACGGAAGACCCGAGGAUUCUGGCCAGUUCAGAGCUCCUUUUCACAUGCCUCCAAAGGAGGCAAGAAAGGCAAAUCUGGCAAGGGAGGUGGAAAGGGCAAGAGGCGUGAACAGCUUCUUGCUCGGAUUGCUCGCUCACAUUGCAGGGCGUGUGGUGAGAAAGGGCAUUGGCGUGCUGAGUGUCCAAACAAGACAUCCGGAUCAUCUCAGUCAUGCGAAAGCGCAAAUCUGGCCGAAGCUCCAUUGACCGGAGAUCUCCAGACCAUCCCCGAGAGUGAUGGUGUGCUGGAUGACGACAUCCUGGAGGUCUUCUCAGAUGAUUCUCAGGAAUAUACUCACCAAGAGAACUUUCAUGUCCAGAAUCAUCGCGCCUCGUCACCUGUCAGGACCAAGCCGGACAUUGAAUCCAACCGAUCCCGCGACGCCACGAUGAACAAUAGCUUCAUCGCUCAGGCCGACCAUUCGGCCUCUCAUGCCAUCCUGGACACCGGUGCCUCUAGAUGUGUAAUUGGUUCGGUGAACUUGAAUCAUUUUCUAGAGGGCUUGCAACCCGACAUCCGACAAGCCAUCAAGAGAGUUGAUAGCAAAGUCAAAUUUCGUUUUGGCAACGGUGAACAUUUGACCAGCGAGUGCAAAGUUUUGCUGCCACUCCAGUCUGGCGAAGACCAGAAACGCCUAGAGAUGCCAACGAGGGCCGAGAUGGUGGUGGCGAUUCGACAAGUGUCGGAGGUCGUGAUCCAAGUCCUUUCCAUGCUUCUGCAUUGUUCUCUCCAAGUCAUGGAGAGCUCUCCGGCAGAGGAGGAACUGCCGAUGCCGAUGCAAGAAGUCACAGGUCAAUUUCAGACCAUGUUGGGGGAACUCCAGCACCAGCGCUCGAUCCUGGAAACCAUGAUGGAACAAGUGGUGGUGAAGAAGAAUCAAGAUUCACCACACUCCGCAGGCAAUCCAGGUCCCUCAACUCGACAGCCUCCGUCUCCGAGCAAGGCACCUGGCCUUUCCGAAGCAUCCUGGGAAGUUUUGGAAGACGAGGAGAUUUUGGCUCAGUCUCUGCACCAAGCCAUUCAGCAGCGGCAAAAGCAGGCAGCCAUGACAGGGAUGCCGACAAGUCGUCCGUCUCAGGCCGCCGCCGCAUCAUCCAGUCCACCAACGACCUCAGGCCUUUCAGAUCCUGUGAACCAAGCUGUACAGAUCGAACAGACUCCGAUCACGAAGACCCCAUUGCCUCCAGCACUGGCCCUCUGGGGCACCAAGGUCAUCAACUGGGGCAAAAAGCACAAGGGUCACAUGUACAGCAAUGUCAGGAUCGAAGACCCAGGAUAUGUUCAAUGGCUGAUUCAGAGAUUCGGAAGCCUGAUUCCGGAGCAAAAGGACUACGUAUCGUACGUCCGAGCCAUGACCACCUGGGAUCAGCAAGGAGAAGACCAGGGGACCUGCCUAUUGGCCGAAGAUGGAUUUUCAUACAUCCACGAUCCCAUGAUGCCAACCGAAGAACAAGCCUUCCACCUUGAGAUUGCACUGACCGAGCGGGACAUCGACUUGUGGCUAAAGGAGGCCAAUCCAGAGCAAUUGGCUCACGUGGCCACGGUCGGAAAGAGGGCACGUGCGGAGGUCAAGCUCCAUACCUUGACCAAUGCCGAACGACUUUUGUUUGAUGCUGCCAAGGAUAAAGAGCUGUCUUGCUGGAUCCAAACUAACGCAAUACGUCCGAUCUUGAGACAACGGCUCAACCCCGAGCAGAUUCUACAAUCCCGAUGGGUAUUGGUUUGGAAGGAGGGCGACAGCCCAUCUCAAAAGUCGGAGGACUCAGGACUCACGCCGCCUGCCAUAAAGGCUCGAGGCGGGACGGGAUCGGGAGCCUGUGUCUUGGAGGAAAAGGCACGAGCCAUAGCGGCGAGGCGGCUGCUGGUGGACCUUGGGAAGGUCCUGGAG